GAGGAGACUUAUAGUGUUGUUGCCGGAAAAGGUCUUACGACAACAUGCCUUUGACGAAAUCAUCAACUCACUUCUGGUCGGACGAGGAGUCCCGGUUCAUGCUGAACCAAGUAAAAGAUCUGAAUAUUUUAAAAUUUAUGGAUGGGCGCAAGACGAGGAACGGAUAUCUGUUCAAAAAGAUGUCCACUAGGAUGGCAGAAGCCGGCUUCAUCCGGACGCCGGAGCAGAUCAGAAUAAAAUGGAAAAACAUACGGCAGGCAUACAAUAACGCCAAGCAGAACAACUCAAGUGGACAAGAGCGGGUCAGUUGUCCGUUCUACAGCAUUCUGGAUGAUCUUCUAGGGAAGCGAAAUCUGUCGAACUCUGCCGGACAACAAGGGUUGGAUGUUGGUUUCGAGGCAGCUAACCAAGUAAGAAAAACGGAGAUCAGGGAAGAAAUAAAAACGGAGUUGGGGGAAGAAAUCGAAACGGAGAUGGGGGAAGAAAUAAAAACGGAGAUGGAGGAAGAAAUCCAAGCUGAGAUGGGGGAAGAAACAUCAACAGAGAUGAGGGACCUCGAAGAAACAAUGGGCAGCACCACACAGCAGCGCGAAGAUGACUCUCCAAGCACGUCAACUGAAAGCACGAGGAGAAUUCCCCCACUUCAGAAAAACUCUGAGUUACCUGGCACAAGUGUCCAGGCGCCCGGUCGGAGGAUGCAACGGCAUACAAGGGAUGUCGACGUAAUUAGCCAACACAUGGCUGAAAUGAGGGAGUUCUGGAGAGAGCAGCUGAAGGAAAGCGAUGCUUGGCAGGAGCGAUUGCUGACCACCAUUAUGGACAACAACACAACCAUGGUUGCAGCGCUUUUGGAGGGAAUCAAGAGCUUGAGGCCACCGGCACCCCUAUCCCCACGUGUGUGUCAGGUGGUUGUAAACCGUGAAGAGGAGAGUGAUGAGGCUGUUGAUGGGCUCUAAUCCUGUCUGUGCCCCUCCUCUAUAACCUUAAAUUACUCUUCAGGGAUCCACCAGGGGUAAAUGUCACAGAGCCUUGUUAAAAGCAGAUAUUUCAGCUCUAUGAGCAGUGGAAUCACUUGGGAUUCUUGACAGCUCAACACCUUUGUCAUUGAUCAGAUUUGGAUCAAUUUAUGGGCAGAAGAAAUAAUGAGUGUUAUAUAUUCAGAUACAUUCAUCAUCAAUGUAGUUCACAAGAUGUAAAUACAUCACGUUAGUGAUGCAUUUGGUUAUCAGUCGAUUACAGAUUUUGAAAUCAAAUGACUUAAAAGGACCGAAAUGCACACAAGCAGCAAUAAUCCAAAUCAACCAGGUUUACCUGAUUAGAUAUUUUUUAUAACCAGUCAACAUUAUCAGUAUAAUGUUAUAGGGAGCCGUGCGCUGGUAAUAUUUGGUUGGAAUGUGCAAUUUAGAUUCAUUUUGCAAACAGCCACCAUCUUAUUAAUUAAGGGUUGCUGGUCUCGGGAGACAGGGCAGGACAUUGAGCAACCGAAAGGCUCCCUUGCACCUUCUUUGUUUCAUCCUGUUUUUGUUGCCCCCAGACACCUGUCCCACCAGCUUGUUUGUACGGUUCAGUCCUCCAUGCGUCUGAUUGUGAGUCAUUGCUUUGAAAGCGAGUGGCCUCAGUGGUUAGAAAACUGUCACAUUUACUAUUUUAAAUAUGCUGUUGCCUGUUUUCCUGUUUUUAUUUUUCUGUGGCGUGGCGGCAAUUGAUGUGUUUGCGUGGGUGAAUGCGCUCAUGUGUUUGAAUGUGUAAGUUUGUAGUUUGUGUUUGUCUAUUUUAUAUUAACACAACAGAUGGAUGUUACCAGUGGUGUGUAUUCAAAAUCCACCUGUGGAGAAUAAAAAGCAUGAGCUGUAACUAAACGUUACAAUUUGACAGUAUACUGAGGAGUUCUAUGUAUGAUCAAUAUCAACAUUAUUCUACUACAGAUUUUUUUUUAAUCAACUACAGUAAAUCACUGAUCUUUCGAGUUAUUUACCCUGGCACAUGUUCUGGCAUUUCUUCAGACUGGUAGGUUCUCAACACAGUGGGAGUGUUAACAAGUAUAAAUAAACUGCCUUCUUGGUGCUAAGCGUGGUCGGUUAUUGUAACUUUAGCCAAAUAACGCAAAGAACACACACACAAUAAUAUCAAGGCUACUGAAACCUAACAUCUUGGAGGGUAUGUCAAGGUAUGUGUAAACGGAUUCAAAAUUAAUAAUAGUAUUAAUGAAUUUCAUUUAUGUAGUCCUAUUUCAAGGUACAUGAAGGGCCUCACUUAGUGUGUGCGUGUGCAUCCCCUAUCAACGUUUUAAGUUGUUUUUGUUUUGUUUGUGAUCGUAUUUGUUCAGUUGCCAAAACUUUAACAUUGUUUAUGCUCGCUGUGAAUGUCUUAAACAUAUUUUGUCAAGGAUUCAUUUUAAUUUACAUGUUCAAGACUAACUUUUUCAUAUCAAUUUCCAUAACAUUGAUUUUAUUUCCCUUGAGGCCAUUAAGAUACAGGCUGUGCGAGCAAAAGGGAAGUAGAAUGUGUGUGACUAUGGAGAUUUGAGUACUGACAAAAUGUAUAACUCGUCAAAUAUCGUCACUAAAUGAACUCAAAAGGAAAAAGCAAAUGUCCUGUUACAUCUUUUGUCAAUAAUGGCUCAUAUUGUUCUUUAAUGACUACUAAGUAGUGCUCUGGUGUAAGGAAGACACCAGAUCCAUGAGGCAUGGUAUCCUAUAUACUUACCUGUCUUAUGUGUGUGCUGAGUCAUGACCAUACAGUUUACGUUAAAUAAAUGCUAUGUGGUCAUGGUUGCAUUCACAUGCCAUUUGGUUCCUUAUUAUUGGAUGUUCGUUCUAUUAUAGACUGCUCUAAAAAAGGCAGAAUAACUGAUUAAACCAUGUGUAUGCCUUGCUUCUUGAAUAAAUAACGACCGAAUA
This is a messenger RNA of Gadus morhua (Atlantic cod), 2900 nucleotides long. Its product is annotated as trihelix transcription factor GT-3a. The transcript has 3 exons. The coding region runs from base 45 to 956 and encodes 303 amino acids. The record is from RefSeq and is a predicted model, not a curated record. NCBI's taxonomy places the organism in Eukaryota, Metazoa, Chordata, Actinopteri, Gadiformes, Gadidae.